AUGAAAUUUAAAGAAAUAACAUGUAGACCUCGCCCCAAUUACGUGCAAGUAUGCGGUGCAGAGGUGCAAGUUGCAGAUUCGCUUCGCCUGUCUCUUCUAUCUAUGUAUGUCCCUCCUAGUGCACAUAUCCGCACGAAUGAAUGGAUUGAUUUGCUAUCUCCCUUCGGUCAGGAUACAAUUGUAGGGGGCGAUUUAAAUGCCCACCAUAGUUUGUGGGGCUCCUACAAGCAGGACCAUAAUGGGUGCUCUCUUGUGGAAGCACUAAACUCUAUAGACUGGGUAUUGAUGAAUGAUGGGUCAUCUACUAGACUGCAUAACAAUGGUCUAAAUUCAGUUGUAGAUUUAACUUUUUCUUCCCCGAACCUAGCUAACAUUAUUGAAUGGAAAACCCAUGUUGAUACCCUAGGAUCAGAUCAUUACCCUAUCCUCCUAGAGAUGAAAUCCCCUACAUCACAUUCCGCUUAUGAAGCAUUAAUGAGUCCGCCCGUAGCUCAAUCCCUCUAUAUAAACCCUUCACAAGACAAAAUAAGACACCUGCUCCUUGGUGGGAUCGAGAAUGCGAUGAAGAAAUUAAUAAACGAAAAAAUGCCCUUGCACAGUACAAGCAGAUAUCCAGCGAAGCCAACUUCAUUGCUUGUAAGACAGCAACAGCACACACAGAAAGACUACUAA
Messenger RNA from Acanthoscelides obtectus, 672 nucleotides. NCBI's taxonomy places the organism in Eukaryota, Metazoa, Arthropoda, Insecta, Coleoptera, Chrysomelidae. The record is from the annotation of a GenBank genome assembly.